This is a messenger RNA of Oryzias latipes (Japanese medaka), 2889 nucleotides long. NCBI's taxonomy places the organism in Eukaryota, Metazoa, Chordata, Actinopteri, Beloniformes, Adrianichthyidae. The record is from RefSeq and is a predicted model, not a curated record.
AAGCCGCGCUGCUGUUGCUGCUGUUUCUGGCUGCGUUACGCACGCGCAGACGGAUUUAUCGGACUUUCAUUUCUGCGAGUUUUGCGCAGAAAUGCGACGUGAGCGGCUCACCACAGAGAGUCUGCCGCAGAUAAAAAUGCUGCUUCAUUGUAGUUUGUUUGAAACCUGCAAAGCAUCAGCUCGGCCUGUUUGAUAAAUACUUACUUGACUUUUCGGUUUGUUUCCCUCCUCUGAAGAGGAGAACGAGCGGUUGCGUCUCUGCGCGUUCGUUAGCUGGAACCUAAUUGGCUGGGUGCAGGCUUCAUUGAAGGCCCCGCCCACGUGCACUUAUCAAGCCUGGCCCGGCGCUGACAGCCGCACUGUCGCUUCAAGUCCCGGCGGACGCUCAACUCCGACAUUCAGCAGCUGCAACCGGAGACAAAACGAACCGAGCUGCGGGGAUCCGGAUUAAAAAGGUCAAACUGGACUCCACGUCCAGGAGACGUGAGGGAAUUCAUUUAAACACCAGCCGCCUCGCGCUGCUAAUGGACUCACUGAACAGACUGUGAAAACAGAGAAACAGCUCUAAAGCAAAAGUCUGUCUUCUUGCCUCCAACUUGCUGAAACCAGAGGAGGACAGAAAUGGAUGUUGCGGCUGACCAGCCCCGCUGGCUGCAUCACCACCCCGUGCUAAACCACGGACAGCACCCGGACUCCCACCACCCUGGCCUGGGCCACAACUACAUGGAGCCCGCAGCUCAGCUGCUUCCUCCAGAUGAGGUGGACGUUUUCUUUAACCACCUGGACUCGCAGGGAAACCCGUAUUACCACAACUCUGCCAGGGCCCGGGUGUCCUACAGCCAGGCGCACGCGCGCCUGACGGGGACUCAAGUGUGCCGGCCUCAUCUCCUUCACAGUCCGGGCAUUUCCUGGCUGGACGGGGGGAAAGCUGCUCUGUCUGCGCACCACCACAACGCCUGGGCCGUCAGCCCCUUCAGCAAGCCCAGCCUGCACCACCCGGGCUCCGCGUCCCCCGGCGCGCUCUCCGCCGUUUACCCGUGCAACAGCAACUCCAGCGCGGUGUCCGCGUCCACCCUGACCCCGCCGUCCCACCCCAGCUCCCAUCUGUACGCUUUCCCCCCCACGCCACCAAAGGACGUGUCUCCGGAUCCGGGGGCCGCGUCUCCGUGCUCCCCGGUCACCAGGAUGGACGAAAAGGACUCUAUUAAAUAUCAAAUGCCCGAAAGCAUGAAGAUGGAGGGAUCCAGUCCUCUGCGGAGCAGCCUAUCCUCGAUGAGCGCCCAGACUCCCUCCACGCACCACCCCAUCCCCACCUACUCCCCCUACUCCCUCCCAGCGGCCCACGAGUACGGCGGCAGCCUGUUCCACCCGGGCAGCCUGCUGGGAUCCCCGUCCAGCUUCAAGAACAAAGGCAAGACACGCUCCUGCACCGGCCGCGAGUGUGUGAACUGUGGGGCAACGUCUACACCUCUGUGGAGACGUGACAGCACUGGACACUACCUGUGCAACGCCUGCGGCCUCUACCAUAAGAUGAACGGCCAGAACAGACCUCUCAUCAAACCCAAACGCAGGCUGUCUGCGGCCAGACGAGCGGGCACAUGCUGCGCCAACUGUCAGACGACCACCACCACACUCUGGAGGCGCAACGCGAGCGGAGAUCCGGUGUGCAACGCCUGUGGCCUUUACUACAAACUUCAUAAUGUGAACCGGCCCCUCACCAUGAAAAAGGAAGGGAUACAGACACGCAACAGGAAGAUGUCCAACAAAUCUAAAAAGAGCAAGCGGGGCGGCGACGCCUACGAAGAGUUUACUAAAAGCCUGCACGACAAGAACUCUCCUUUCAGUGCCGCUUCUCUGGCCAGUCACAUGUCCAUGAGCCAUUUGCAGCCUUUCAGCCAUGCUGGACACAUGCUCCCCACGCCCACGCCUAUACACCCGUCCUUCAGCCACCCCCACCACUCCAACAUGGUGACUGCAAUGGGCUGAGAGGAAGAGGAGCCAGGCCUGAGCGGAUGGGGACUUGGAGGGCGAUGAGAGACUGAGUGGAGCGCAUCUUGCUUGGUGGUGCAGACGGAGGGGGUCUUUACUUUGUGAUUGUAAGAAAGGAAGAGCUUUUAGUAAUGAUGGUACCAAAUUUAACGGAGAAAGAUUUUGGCUUCCUGUUGUGCAGACACAAGCUCAGAGAGCGCCACAGCGCCUCAUGGUCUGGUCUCCACUGACGCCCUGACUGCUCACAAAUGGGAAGUUUUCUAAUUAGUGUUAAUAUUGUAAAUAUGUCUCAGGAGGGAGGGUCUCUGACACAAAACUGCCCUUCACUACUAAAUAAUGUGAUUUUGUUGUUUUGCUCAUGGACAUUUUUUAAGCAGUUUUUCACUUGGCAAAUAAAAAAUGUUUAUGAAUUCUGAUUUUACACUGUCUAUUAUAAGUUUUAUAAUAAUUAAUAUUGUUAUGCAGAUAAUUUAUUUUAACUAUUGUUUAGCUCCUGAGGCUGUUAUACCAGAUCUGAGUAUAUUUUUUAGCCGAAGCGCCACAUUCAUGAUCUCAAGGAAUAAAGAGAUUGUUCCUAUUGUUCUCUCCGCUCUGCUUGUUCUGUGUCAGUCUGAGAUAGAAAGGUUCAAUAUGCUAAUGAGGAAUGUGCAAAUAACAAGUCAAAGCAUCAAACGCUUUUAUUUACCUAAAAUGUAGGAAACUUUGUUCUCUUUUCAGUUGAGCCUAACCGGGGUAACAGAUCUUCUAAGCGAAUGCAAAUGUUUUAUCUUCAUUCUUCAAACCAUAAUCACUCAUGAGGAGGGAGCACAUGCGUGCUUCCAGCUGCCUGUCACUAAAAGCUGAACGUCUGAUUGCCAUUGCAUACUGUUGAUUUCAAAAUAAAAAUGUAUCUAAUCUGAA